Messenger RNA from Anneissia japonica, 2497 nucleotides. RefSeq lists its product as uncharacterized. The record is from RefSeq and is a predicted model, not a curated record. Lineage: Eukaryota; Metazoa; Echinodermata; Crinoidea; Comatulida; Comatulidae. The transcript has 2 exons. Bases 123 to 1886 code for a protein of 587 amino acids. Gene Ontology annotation, molecular function: calcium ion binding.
AGCUCAUUGAAGCUUUAAUUAUCAUGCAACCAAAUCGUAUACACCCGACGUGAAAUUCACUGUUCACACCCAUCAAAGCUCCUGGUGAGGCAACAGCUAUUGUGGUACUGUUUUUUUUUUUCAUGGAUUGCUUUUACUCUUCAGAAAAACAAGAAAUGUCAAUCAUAGACCGUCUUCAAAAAAUAAUACUCCCUGAGAAGACUAGAAAUGGUACGUUCUUUGGAGACAUUGAAGAGAGCAUGGCUGCUGUACAAGGUCAUCUUGAUCGACUGAAGAACAUGGAGCUGUUUGUCGUGGACAACUCCUUGCGUGAGACGACUGUAGCUUCUCUUAGGGCACACACCAUCGAGAACAAGCGAGCUAUCUACGAGGAGAUCAAGAAGUGUGGGUUUAAGUACUUCGUCGUGGAGUCAUUCAACAACCAGGCCAGGAUUGGGGAUCUGUUCUUGAAAGAACUGAUUGAAAAGGGUGAAGAUCUUUCAAAUGCCUUUGCAUUCUCAGAACUGUGGGAGAGUAUUGUUGACAAAGUUCCCCAACCAGACAUCCCAAUUGGACUUCAAAAGUGUAAAAAGUUUGGUAUAAAUAAUGUCUUCCUUGAGUUUGACUUGGUGUAUUAUAAGAUUGAUUAUGAGAAGAUGAACAUGGAUGAGGUGUGCAAGUAUUUAAAAAAGAAGAUUGAUUGGAUCCGAGCGAAUCUCUCAGAAAAUUCCUUGAUCCUGCUAAAUUUCAGAGAUUUCACCGCAACGAUGUUACAACACCCUGAACGUGUCAGACAUAUGGUUAACUACCUCGCUAGUCUGCCAAAAAAAGAAAGGAUCCUGGGUGUAGCAUUUGAAGAUCUUGGGGCAGGUAUUCCUGAGCAGCUUGCAGCAUGGACACGUGCUGUCAAGAAUGAGAUGGAGAGAUGUGGAUGGAGAGAUGGACAGUUGUUGUUCCAUCAACACGAACAGUGGGGUUUAAUGCAUUCAGCUAAUCUGCAGGUACUUGCAUCAGGCGCUACUGGGAUGUGGGCGGGCUUGUGUAUUGAAGGUGCUUCACUUGGUCACGCUGAUACCUGCACUGCUAUACUAAAUCUUAUCAAACUUGGAAACCAGGCUGUACAGAAACAAUACAACUGCACAUACCUGAGAGAUGCAGCCAUCAAUGUCACCAAAGCGGUCACUGGUGGGGUAAAACCAAAUCCUAAGCAACCAGUCUAUGGUGAUAGAGCAACUGAUAUGGUGUAUGGCUUUAUAUUUUCGGACCCCACUGCAAAGGGUGGAUUUAACAUGGCAGAUUUCCUGGGUGUUAAGAGUGAAGUUAGGAUUACAAGCAUGGCGAAUGAUGAGAUGAUCCUGUUAAAACUAAAGGAUGUGUUUGGAGAAGACCCACAGUUCACACUUGAGAUUGUUGGAAAAAUGAAGGAACAGAUGCUAAAAAAUGCAACAGACGGCAGAAAGGAAGAAUACAACAGUAAGAUAGGACUAGCCAUGUUGUUCGACCAGGCUGGUGGGAAGAUGACGAAAGAAAUGGCGGAUAUUAUUGCCGAGGCCAAUAAGGCCUCAUCAUUCAUCAAUACUUUGAUAGCUGAGAUCAAAGUAGAGUUCGAUGAAUGGGAUGGGAGAGGAGGCGAAGAGAUCGACGACCAGCUCACAUUCGACCACUUCUACACCGGUUUUAUGUCACCUUACUUUGGCUGCUACCGAUGCAAAGACACUCAGCAAGGUUUGAGAGCUUUAGACAUGGAUUCUGAUGGUAUGAUUGACUGGUUCGAGUUCAGACACUUUCUGUUGUGGGCUGGUAGACAGCAUCCCAAUGUUAAAACUAGUCAAGAACUGCUUGAUAUUGCGUUUCGGGAUGGUCUUAUUCCUGCUAUGAAAGACGAAAUGGAUAAAUUAGAAUUUUAAACAAAUAAGCGGUUGAAUUUAUGAGCCCUUAAGACACUUAAUGAUAAACGAAAAAUGUAUACUUGUGAACAAGUAUGAGGUGGUCUGUGUUUUUGGAGAUAUAGACAAACGUCUGAACAAAGUUUUGACGUUCUGCUGAGGCAAGGUUGACGUGACCAAAUUCAAUUUUACAGUACCGUACUAAAACGGUGAUCAUUUUGUCAAAUUUGAAAAAUGUUUCCCAGUGAUGUUAUAAAGAAUGACUGUACGUAUAUAAUAUCAAAGAACUUAAAUAGCAGAAGAAUGUCUUAUUCCGCGUAUUUGCAUUAAAACUUUCGCCCUCCCGCGAGUUGGGUAAAAUUUGACCAUUUGACUAAGUGGAGAAACUGAGUGGCUCCUUUAAUAUUGAUAUAUAGCACCGCUGCGCGGACGGGGUAAAAUAUCUCUCCGUUCUCCCUUUCCAAUCAACGCGAAGCUGUUCUAUCUUCUGCAAUUUAUUAUCUUUGAUAAUAUUUAAAAUACAAAGUUUACAGAAAGCGCGCGCAGUUUUUGUGUGUACGCAUUUUGUAAGUCUAUGAAACCAUUCGGAACUAUUAUUCUUUACAAUUCAAUAAAGUUUUAUUUUCAAAAUA